AUGUAUUUAUUUAGUUCACCUAGCAAUGAAGAACUACCAUCUAAAGAUGAAACAACUAAUUCUAUUAUUGAUUGUUUAUCAAUGUGUUCAAUAGCUGCUGCUAUUAGUCUUAUGUCUUCUGUAUCAAAGAAAUCACGUAACAGUAUUCUGAAAGAAUCAAAUGAUACUAAUGAAAAAUCCCCAUUAUCUAAACUGUCCACUUCAGAAUUCAGUUCAUUUUUGAUAAAUUCAUCUCAAACAAUACAUAGCUCAUCAGCGAAUUCAGUAAUACCAAAAACAAUUGAUGUAAAUUUUAAUUUUGAUCUUAUAUAUAUAUAUAUAAAUACUGGAAUUAUCUGA
Molecule: messenger RNA, 339 nt
Organism: Rotaria sp. Silwood2
Lineage: Eukaryota; Metazoa; Rotifera; Eurotatoria; Philodinida; Philodinidae
Source: the annotation of a GenBank genome assembly